UGCGGAGGCGGGCGCGCGGCGGGCGCGGCGCGGGCGCGUGCGGGGCGGGGCGCGGCGGCGGGGCGCGGCGGCGGCAUGGCGGAGAGCGAGGCCGAGACCCCCAGCACCCCGGGGGAGUUCGAGAGCAAGUACUUCGAGUUCCACGGCGUGCGGCUGCCGCCCUUCUGCCGCGGGAAGAUGGAGGAGAUCGCCAACUUCCCGGUGCGGCCCAGCGACGUGUGGAUCGUCACCUACCCCAAGUCCGGCACGAGCCUCCUGCAGGAGGUGGUCUACCUGGUGAGCCAGGGCGCCGACCCCGACGAGAUCGGCCUGAUGAACAUCGACGAGCAGCUCCCGGUCCUGGAGUACCCGCAGCCCGGCCUGGACAUCAUCAAGGAACUGACAUCCCCCCGCCUCAUCAAGAGCCACCUGCCCUACCGCUUCCUGCCCUCUGACCUCCACAACGGGGACUCCAAGGUCAUCUACAUGGCUCGAAACCCCAAGGAUCUGGUGGUGUCCUAUUACCAGUUCCACCGCUCCCUGCGGACCAUGAGCUACCGCGGCACCUUCCAAGAGUUCUGCCGGAGGUUUAUGAACGACAAGUUGGGCUACGGCUCCUGGUUUGAGCACGUGCAGGAAUUCUGGGAGCAUCGCCUGGACUCGAACGUGCUUUUCCUCAAGUACGAAGACAUGCACCGGGACCUGGUGACGAUGGUGGAGCAGCUGGCCAGGUUCCUGGGGGUGUCCUGUGACAAGGCCCAGCUGGAGUCCCUGAUCGAGCACUGCCACCAGCUGGUGGACCAGUGCUGCAACGCCGAGGCCCUGCCUGUGGGCCGAGGAAGAGUUGGGCUGUGGAAGGACAUCUUCACCGUCUCUAUGAACGAGAAGUUUGACUUAGUGUACAAGCAGAAGAUGGGAAAGUGCGACCUCACCUUUGACUUUUAUUUGUAAUAACAGAAACAGCAAACCUGCAUGCUUACAAUACCCAGGCACCCUACUAGCCCGAGUCCUGUAUGCAUUCAUUUAUUACUUGCCGGACAAACUCUGGGAGCAGCGUGUGAAACGGUGGGGGGAGGACGCGGCGGAGAAAUCGGAGGAAGUGCGAUUAUUUCCGGUCCAGAGCAGCUGUCUGCCUUUACACUUCGAAGUCUCUACAUGUCUGAUUACACAUUAUACAAAUUGCAGUUCUGACAGCCUGUAUCAUAAGUAUAAAGUCUGUAACAUAUGCAACUAGAAUGUCUACCUUUUCAACCCCAUAUUAUUUAUUGUAUUUUAUAGAGCUUUUCACUGGAAAUCUAAAUAAAUGUCAGUAAACCAAAUAAAAGUUCAUUUCCAAGGGGAAUUGAGAGUGAGCCACACCCAAAUGGUAGAAAGAUCUCAGGGUUAACUCUUUAUUUUUGUAGUUUAUUAUCUAAGGCGCAGCCAUUCCGUUCUCACUUCCUUCUGAGACAAAGGUGAGAGCAAGCGUGAGCUGGGGUGUGGGGGGUGGACACUGGACACUCGUUUGUUCUGGUGGAGUUGAGCUCUUUGGAACCUUCCUGAAAUAAAGCAGAAACGUCACUAGGUCAUUUUCAGAACGGACGCCCCUCUGCACGACACUUUAGCGGGCAGCUAGCUCUGCAGGCCCCGCAAGGAGGAACCCGGGCGUUCGAGGUGGGAAGCCGGCAGAGGGGUGUCUGGUGCAGCCAGCGCUAUUUGAAGACAGUGAGUGGAGAGGCAGCCACACAAAGACUGAAAUGCACUCGGAAUUUGAGUUCAAUUCCACGGUCUGACUUUUGUUCUCUGAAGCAGUAACCUACUUAAUGCUGGCAAGCAGAUGCCUAAUAGCAAAUUUCUAAAAAUCCCGAGUCUUCAUCAUCCCGUUUGUCGCGUCUGCACCAGAGGGUCUCAGCCGGGGCAGAGCCAUUCUGCAGGUUCAACGCCCCUUUCCCUCCCUUUGUCCCUGUACCUGAGGGAGUAAAGGGCAUCGUUACUGCCUCACCACCUGCUUAAUUUCAUGGCUGGAGAGGUGAUGGAGAGAUGGCCCGAAGAGGCGUGGGGCCGCAGCCAGCGCGGGUGCAGAUUGCCACCGCGUGGGGCCAGCUUGUCGGUUACCCGUGUGGCUGGGAGUGACGCAUGGCGGUCAGAGGGGCGCUGCGGGGCUGUCUGCGAAGCGGGUGCAGACGGAGGCUGGCGUGCGCGUCUGUAGAGGGAAGGGCUGGGGCGGGCAGGUGGCGCAUGGCAUCGCGUGCUGGGCUUGACAGCACCUUUCCCGUGUAUCUGUGAGGGGGGCUGCUCUCUGUGAAAUUUCAUUUCUAUUUUUCUAUUUUUAGUACUGUAUGGAUGUUACUGAGCACUACACAUGAUACUUCUGUGCUUGCUUGAUCUUUAAUAAAGACGUGUUCCCUGCA
Messenger RNA from Microcebus murinus (gray mouse lemur), 2369 nucleotides. It is a transcript of the gene SULT4A1, whose product is annotated as sulfotransferase family 4A member 1. The record is from RefSeq and is a predicted model, not a curated record. Lineage: Eukaryota; Metazoa; Chordata; Mammalia; Primates; Cheirogaleidae. Gene Ontology annotation, molecular function: sulfotransferase activity.